This is a messenger RNA of Macadamia integrifolia, 2127 nucleotides long. RefSeq lists its product as uncharacterized. Lineage: Eukaryota; Viridiplantae; Streptophyta; Magnoliopsida; Proteales; Proteaceae. Bases 215 to 2053 code for a protein of 612 amino acids. The record is from RefSeq and is a predicted model, not a curated record. The transcript is spliced from 2 exons.
GUUCCAAGCGUGUGAUAAAAAAUUAAAAAAAAAAACCCCGAAUGUCCCAAGCUUCAACUUCUUCUGAUGUCUCUCUACAAAACCACUCUCUCAAAGCUCUCUCCCCGAGCACAUCCAACCACCAAGAGCGCGCCCUUCUUCGUAUUACCUACUUCUGUUCUCUCUCUCUCUCUCACACUCACUCACUGUUCGAUUCUAUCAUUUCUUCAAGGAAAUGAGUUGGUCGUCAAGUGAUAAUUUUUUCGUCAAUGCAAGGUUAGAGGUCUUCUCAGCCGACCUUCUUUCCGAACCAUUAGAAUUGACACGGAGCACAGGUGUCAUCUAUGAUGGGCCGAAGGGUGAUGAUUUCUUGAGGUUCUUGCGCUCUAAAAACUUUCGAAUAAACCGUCAGGGAAAGGCUAUUGUAUACGUCCAAAAACGCAAUGGUGAUGGUGAAUUUCUUGAAUGCCUAUAUGAUAUCUUCGUUCUAGAAACGGUGGUACCAUUGGGCCCUUUCGGUUUUCAAAACGUACCAUUUCCAAAGCCGCAAGAGGUGAUAGAAUUACAAAGCCUCCUGGACAACACCAAGUCUGAAUUGAUAAAAAAGAAUGAUGUGAUUAAGGAAUUGAAAAGCAACCUGGACAAUAACAAGGCUGAAUUGGCAAAGAAGAAUGAUACACUUAAUGAAUUGCAAAGCCUUCUGGACAAUACCAAGGUUGAAUUGGCCAAGAAGAAUGAUGAGAUUAAUGAAUUGCAAAGUCUCAUGGACAAUACCAAUGCUGAAUUGGCCAAGAAGAAUGAUGCACUUAACGAAUUAACGAAGCAAAAGAUUGAUCAGGAUUGGAAUCGGGAACAAUUCCGACUAACUAUGAUUGCAAUCACAGACUCAAUGAUGAGAGUGUUCAUUGACUUUGGCCUUGAGCCACCAGCCAGUGGAGAUCCAGAAUCUGUCUUGAGGUUUCUUGAGAUGUUACGUGAUCUGAUCCUUCACAAAGAAUGUGGUGCAACUUUCUUAGUAGCCGCAAAUGAGAUUCUAGCCUCGAUGGCUAACAUAUUUGAGAAACGCACUGGCUUAAGCAUUGGCAUGGAAACAACGGAUAGUACUCCGAUGACUCCAGCCAGUCUCAUUAAGAGUCUAAGUACCUUACGAGUCUUUAUGGUGGAUUCACACUUCUUUAUCGAUGGCAGUGUUCUAGUGAAGGAUUUUCGUCUAAUGGACGAAGAAGACAUCCCAAUUAUAUUCCGGGAUUCUACAGUAGAAGUGGCAGAGCUGAAGCAGAAGGAGAUAGGUGCGAAAACAAUCGACAACAUUGAUAGAAAGAACAUCUUCUAUGGGUAUUUUAACAUUCCAACAAUGGGGAUGUUCAAGGGUGUUUUGACAAGAGUUCACGUCACUCUACCGGAUGAGAUCAUGGUGAAACUUCAAGUAGGCAAACAUACCCUUAUUAAUGAUAAGCGGUUUUGGUUUGUCUAUGCCAACGGGGCUGGUAUAUUUCAAAAGGAGCUUUUGAGUCUUGAAGAUUUCAAAUUCGCCCCUUCUCGAGCCCUAGGUGAUCAGAUUGACUUCCUAGGGUUUUUGCUUAGGAUGAAUCGAAUCUUCGUUAAUGAGAAGGGGACAUAUCUCAAGUUUGAUUUUAUUGCUGGCAAGUAUUCAGGACCACGGGUUUUUCUUAAUAGUAUGAUUCGCUAUUAUAACAAGGAUGGUGGAAUGUUUGCUCCUUUCAAGUUGGUGCAAUUUGAUCUGAAUACACGUACACCGGAUCUUGUACAACGAGAAGUUUUUUUACCUGUGUCAAAUCCUAGUUUUGGGGAUAAAUAUCCCUCUUGGAUUGUGAAUGAAGCUCUGGGCUACGACUGUGCUUUCACGUUCAAUGAAUUUUGUUUCAUGGGGAAAAUAACAAAAGUCUUCGGUACUUUUCGUGAGAAUGCUCUAGUCCGUGUGUUCUUCGAGCAAACCCAACAUGGUGAGAGUUGUUAUGUUGACGCUUUAGCAACAACUUUCUUUGUUUUAAAAACAGAGAAAGUAAAUUCGUGGGAUUUCAUUGAUAAAUUGAACGCUCCAAAAUUUGUUUAAAAUGACCUAAUAUUUAUUUUAUGUCUUCAUUUAACGAAUAUGAUGUAUACACUAUCAUUAUAUAAUGGAAUAUU